Messenger RNA from Staurois parvus, 316 nucleotides. The record is from the annotation of a GenBank genome assembly. Lineage: Eukaryota; Metazoa; Chordata; Amphibia; Anura; Ranidae.
AUGUAUGUGAAAUGGUUUGAUACAGUAAUGUUUUACUAUGUUAUUUUAGUGAAUUUAGUGAAUGUCACUUUUUGUCAUUUUCAAAUUUCCCGACGUUCUGUCCCUGUACGUCCUGACGUCGCAGGGGACGGAACCCAGAAGACAGAUGCCGGCAUCCGCCAGAGGACAUUACAGGGGACACUGCAGGAGGGACAUCGCGGGAGCGCAGAACAAGGUAAGAACAGAUCCCGGAGCAGCGACGCAUGGUAAGCCCGAGUGUAGCUCGGGGUUACCGCUUGUGCUACACUCGGGAAUACCGCCAGGGAGGCUACGAAAA